Molecule: messenger RNA, 1763 nt
Organism: Mesorhabditis spiculigera
Lineage: Eukaryota; Metazoa; Nematoda; Chromadorea; Rhabditida; Rhabditidae
Source: the annotation of a GenBank genome assembly
GUUGGAAGCUCUGCAAAGCAUGGAACGUGCAGCUCGACUUCCCGCCCGGCGGUGCCCAGCCGGUGCAACAUCUGCAAUUCAGCGGCAGCAUCGCGGCCAUUUUGAGGGCCAGAAAGUUUGUGAUGGGAACCCUACCAGUGUGUCUUCAAUUCGAACAAUCCCCAGUAACCUCGGCGCUGAACUACACGGCUAUUGAAGCCUGCCACGCUGUCCAGCACAUCAAGCCAAGUCGAGAACUCGGCCAGGGCGGCGAGCAGGUGACAACUCUGGUCUGGUCGGCCCUCAGCUCGUCGUGCCUCGAGGAGCAGAUGCUUUUCAAGGCUCAUCCAGAAAAGGCCCAUAUUGAUGAGGGACGGAAGAGCAAUCCGCAUACGGAGAAGCCGCGCUGGGGAGUGCUGCUGAAAUCGCCGCUAAUCUGGUCGCUGGCCGCCUGCUCGUUGUGUCAUAACUUCAUUACCGUUGGCACCGUCACCUAUUUGCCGCUCUACUACCGUACAGUGCUGAAUAUGAGCUUGACCUCGAACGGAAUCUUCUCAGCAUUGCCGUUUGUUGCGCAGUUUUUCUCGAAGGUAGCUUUCGCCUCCUUCGCCGACGAGGCCAAGAAGCGCAAAUGGAUGAGCAUCACCGCAGCCACAAAAAUUUGCAAUUCCAUGGCCUCAUUCGGCAUCGGCUUCUGCUUCCUGGGUCUCUGCUUUUUCGACUGCCAACUUCGAGGUUGGGCCAUCGCCGCGGUUUUUGGGGCCAUGAUUUUCGUGAGCGGCUACGUGCCCGGGUACAAUACAAGCGUGGUUUGCGUGGCCCCCUCGCAGACGGCGGCCAUCGCGUCGUUUACGCGGUUCUGGGGCCAGUGGAAACACGUCUUUGCCACCAUCGUCUUUCUCUGCUUCUCAUCCGGCAUUUUCUUCCAGAUCGUCGGCUCGGCCUCGAUUCAGGACUGGGACACUUCCGCCCAGUGCACCGAGAUGAAGCUCAUCGAGGCCAAGCCGGAACCGGAAAAGAUAGUUCUGCUCUACCUGGGCCUCGCACUCAUCUGCGCGCACGUCCACUGCUUCGUAUAUCGGCUUAAGGCGAUCGAAGCCGUCUAUAUCGACGUACCAUUCGAAAACAUCUGGAGUCAGCUGGCUAUCCUACACGGACUGAUCGUUAUCCCGUUGCUUGCCGUGCUCUUUGACGUGCUUCGGUUUUCCUCAAUUGAGCAGGACGUGCUGGGAGCCCUUCCCCUACCCCUCCCCAUCGUGUCCUUCGUCGCUCUCGCCGGCCUACUCGGCUUCUACCUGUUGCUCACCAUGCUCGUGCUCUAUAAGCUCACCCGAGCCCUGGCCGACCCAAAAAUGAUCGACCACAAAUUCUUCUCCCACCAUCGGCGGGCCAUCAUUGAGUUGUUGCUCAUGUUCUUCUACCCUGUGCUCCUCGCCACCGCCCUCACCAACUUUCACCAUGUUUACCCUGUUUUUGCCUUCUCCACCCUGCAAUGCUGGGUGUUCAUCUACUCGGCGCUGCUCUCGCUUUCGGUCCCCUUCAUUCACAAAGCUUAUCGGAAGAAGAUCUUCGCCUUCGCAAUGAUGCCUGUUUAUCACUUCUUUCCAGAGUUGCAAAGGCGCCGCCGCUCAGCCAUCCAAGAGAUGCUCCGGCAGACGAUGGUCAACAUGAGGCCGAUGGUGCAGCUCAGCUCCGGCCCUGAAAUUUCCCAUGCAGCCAUCGAACGCGUGAAACGAUUCGACAAGGGCAACAAAAUCCAUAGCGAAACGACCAGUGUUGUUUGU